UAUAAUAGUGCCUAAUUGUUUUUUUUUUUAUUUAUAAGUGUAACCUAGAAGAUAAACGUGAUACAGUGGUGGCGAAGCUCGUACACUAUUCACUAUGCCCAACUUGCUGUGCUAUUAUUUCGAUUAUUUCAAUCAGAAGGAUUUCAUUAGAACUUCUUAUAAGAGCAAUGCAUUAAUAUCGGGUGUGUUCAAGUGGAUUCUGGUCGUGAUUAUCGUGUGCAUUUGUACCCGAAAUCAGCGUAUUUCGAAAAUGGGAAAAGAGUCUCCGGCUCCGGUGAUGUGCUCGGGGAAUUUACUAGACCAACGGGAUCACCACUACGCAAAAGAAGCUGAUGGAUCGUACGACAACAGUCGAAUGAUAUCCAAAUUGGGAUCUUGCCACCUGAUGCGUUACACUUUUAAUCAAGUAGUUGGCUGUUUUAAUGAUGUGCUUAAUGAAAAUAAUGAGCGAUACUACUUAGACCGGAAUCCUUCUAAUAAUCUGAAUUUCAUCAAAAGACCCAAUAAAAAUUUGCAUUUUGCAUUCAUAGGCGAUUCCAGAAUUCGACAACAAUUUUUUAACUUGCUCAAGUUGAUUCCAGACUACGACCGGAAAUCAGAACCAAGCCCACUCCCAUUUGUUUAUCACGGUGAUAUGGAAGUUACUAGCGAUAUAAUGAGACUACGCUUAUCCUUUCAAUGGCGACCUCUAAUUAAUGACAGUGUUAUCGAUACGAUACGUCAGUGGGCAACUUAUAGUCAAACUGAUCGACCAGACUUGAUUAUUCUAGGUAUUGCCAUGUGGCAUAUGUUUUCAACGCCGAAAGAAGACGACCAUAAAGUUUAUCGGGAACAACUGAAGCGACUCGCUCCGUUCCUCGACCAGUUGGCGAAUGUCAGCAAAGUUAUCUGGCUCAACCAAUACCCAGUCGUAGAAAAGUAUGGUAACAUUGGCGCUAUGAACACGGAGGUUUUUUCGGAAAAGAUCGAUCACUACAAUGAAGCCGUUCGGUCUGAACUUCAGAAUUAUCCAGAAAUGCGAAUCUUGUGGGAUUCAAGUAAUUCAUUAGUUGAGGAAUACAUUCGCGGAUGUGUUGUCUUUCAACAGCGCCUGCAACUUGGAGUGUACCUGGUCACAGAUCCAGAUUAUUCCUAUAUUAACUGCAAUGAUUGCAGGCACCCAGGGUACUCGGCCCUGUCGCAAGCCACUCAACUUCUUUUAAAUGACCUUUGCAACGGCCAACAUUUAAAUUUCCCCCUUAAAUAAUAUCGGCAUUCACAUUCACAUUCACAUACCUUUUUCCCUUUCACAUACAUUAGGAUUGUGAACGCCAUGAACUUUUCUUAUGGUAAGUGAAAUCUCCGAAUUUUAUCAAAUCCACCCAGAAGCACAUCAUACCCAUUGGCAACUAUUCCAAGGACUGGGG
This is a messenger RNA of Daphnia pulicaria, 1406 nucleotides long. RefSeq lists its product as uncharacterized. The transcript is spliced from 4 exons. Lineage: Eukaryota; Metazoa; Arthropoda; Branchiopoda; Diplostraca; Daphniidae. The record is from RefSeq and is a predicted model, not a curated record. Bases 95 to 1246 code for a protein of 383 amino acids.